GUUGUAACUUGCAGUCUUGUACGGACACAGGCGGUCAGGUCCGAGACUCGAGAGAGAGAGAGAGAGAGCCGAACAAUACAUUACAAUACUCUUUUACCAAACAAAUCCCACUGGGAUCGGAAGAAGGGUACUCCCUCUCGCUCUCCAAGAAUCGCCGCCGAAAAGAUUACCAUUUAGAAAAGAAGAAUCAACGACAACCGCUUACCCGUCAAUGCAAAAUCCCGGCCACCACCGCCGCCUUGGCAACCACCGUAGUAAAACUUGCCGGCCGGUGAUAGAUUAUCUCCGGCCUGGUCAGGCUGCUUUUAAGAUCGUCUGCCACACUUCCGCUGUCGGCGGCGUGAUCGGUGCCUCCGGCUCCAUUGUUUCCCACAUUCGCCGGGAAACCUCAUGCAUUGUCACCUGCGAGGAGCUGGUGGAGGGCGCGGAGCACCGCGUGUUCCUCGUGGUCGGCUCGGCCACUCCGGAGCGGCGGCUCGCGUUGAGGGCGGCGGCGGAGGAGUACCAAGGGUCCGGCGAGGAGCUGGUUUCGGACGCACAGGAGGCGGUGCUGAGGGUUAUGGAGAGGAUGUGGGAAGUCUGCCGCGUUAAAUGGCGAGGGAAGGCGGUGGGCGGCGGCGGCGGAAGUAAUGAAGGGUUCUGUGGCCUGCUGGCCGACGGGCAACAGGUUGGCGUUGUUGUGGGGAAAGGUGGGAGGACGAUCAACAGGAUGAAGUCAAUCAGUGGAGCCCAUAUCAAUAUCUUGCCGGCCCCGCCAUGCGCCUCGCCGGACGAGCAAUUGAUUCAGAUUACUGGUUCGGUUUUGGCUGUGAAGAGAGCGAUUGUUGUAGUCACUGCUCGUCUUCAAGGUUGUUCUCCAUUUGAAAGAGAUCCAUUCCCAAUCCCAAUGAGACCAACAGAGAGAUCUUCCCCCACAACACCUUUUGAGCAACAUUUGGAGUUCUUUCCACAUCUUAGUUCCAAGCUGCCAUCUUCGAUUCAUAAUCCUGUUGAUACUAAUAACUCGUUGACCAAUGGUGACGACGAUGAUAGUCAGGAAGUUUCAUUCAGACUCCUUGUCUCCAAUGAUGCCGCCGGAAGCAUAAUUGGCACAGGAGGGUCUAGAGUUAAGUCUUUGCAGAAUCAAACUGGUGCUUCUAUCCGUUUUGCUGCUCCAAAAACCAGGAGUGGGGAGAGGGUAGUCACUGUUUCAGCUUUCGAGAUUCUGGAAUGUAGCUGUUCCCCUGCACAGAGUGCUGCAGAUCUGGUGUUUGCUAGAUCUAUCGAGAGUGAGUUUGAAAAGUCACAUUCAUCAUGGGCCUUAACUGAUGGCACUGCUGUGAAAGCGAGGCUCCUGCUGGAUUUGGAUCAUGUGUCUUUCCUUGCUGGUUGCAAUGGUACAGAAGCUUCCAAAGGUGCUACUAUCGAAUUACAGGCAUUGGAGGACUCGACUAGUGAUUUUGUUUUAGAGAUCAGUGGAGAAUAUAAAAAUGUCCGAAGUAGUCUUUCUCGGGUUACUGGUAUACUGAGGGACAGUGUAUUUAAUGGCGACAUGGUUGAGGAAGCAAUAGCUGGAAGCUCCAAGGGGGGACUGAGCAAUGCUACUUCUUCUACUUUUCUAAAGCCUGGUCAAGGUGACGAAUCCUUUGACGUGGAAGACAAUCUCUCCAGAGGAGGAAGAACCACAGCCAUCAAAGCUCCUAAUGAUCCUGCUAGCUUGGAAUCUCCCAGUAAGGUAUCAGAACUGGAAAGGUGCAUGAACUUUCUUUUGCCAAGGGGAAUGCUGAAAGAGGUAGAUUGAAAAGUUCCUGCAGGAUGAUCAGUAGUCAGUAGAGACCAAGCCUCUUCAAGCCGAAUAGUGGUGCCGGGUCUCCACCCGAGCCCUAUUGUUUUAUUAUAAUUAUUAUAUUUUUGUUAUUAUUAUUUUGUUGAGUUAUUUUUUCAGAACAGCUAUUUAACCCAGUAAAAUACGGUAUAAGUAAAUGCCUAUAACAUAUGUAUGGAUGUUUUUCUU
This is a messenger RNA of Linum tenue, 1993 nucleotides long. The record is from the annotation of a GenBank genome assembly. NCBI's taxonomy places the organism in Eukaryota, Viridiplantae, Streptophyta, Magnoliopsida, Malpighiales, Linaceae.